Messenger RNA from Medioppia subpectinata, 990 nucleotides. The record is from the annotation of a GenBank genome assembly. Lineage: Eukaryota; Metazoa; Arthropoda; Arachnida; Sarcoptiformes; Oppiidae.
AUGAAAUUAGGAGAUCAGGGACUUCGAGGAAUGAUCGGUGAAAAAGGAGAUAAAGGAGGAAUUGGGCAACAAGGUGUUAGGGGUGACCAAGGAAUCAAAGGCGAUGAAGGACCCAGGGGAUUAAUUGGUAACCAUGGUAGUGAUGGCUUGGAUGGAGACAAAGGAUUUCAAGGAUCAAAAGGAGACUCCGGACCCCCCGGAAGACAAGGAGAGAAAGGAAAACUAGGAAUUCCAGGCGAUAAGGGAUACACCGGUGCUAUCGGUUUAAAAGGGGAUAAAGGAGAGAGAGGAUUUAAUGGCGCCGUUGGAGACCGUGGCUCUCCCGGACCGAGUGGUCCAUCUGGUAGUAGAGGCUUAAGGGGACAAAUCGGUGCCAUCGGUAUUAAGGGAAGCACUGGUUUAGACGGUAUGAUCGGAGCCAAUGGAGAAAAGGGCGAACCGGGAGACAAAGGAUUGAUUGGUCCCCUGGGAAUCACGGGCUCACCCGGUUUACCAGGAAAAGACGGAACGCAUGGAUUGCCCGGAGAAAGAGGACCGAUCGGUAUCCCGGGAUCUAAUGGACAACAGGGAUCUCCAGGACCUGUGGGACCAAUUGGUAAUACUGGACCACUAGGACCUCAAGGUGAGAGCGGACCUCUGGGACCGCCUGGAAUUCAAGGAGAAGCCGGACAAUCGGGAAUUGGAGGUAAAGAUGGACCGCCAGGCCUUCCCGGAUUGAUUGGUGUGAACGGACCCGUCGGUGCUCCCGGUUCUCAGGGCGCUCCCGGCGAACGUGGACUGCCUGGAAACCAAGGUUCAGUUGGUCCGCCCGGACCCGUAGGUCUCAUUGGUUUGGUCGGUCAAAAGAUUAUUCCUGGACAUCUGAUUAGUCUAUCUGUGCCGCUCAAAAGCACGGCACUCAUUGCCGGUGCCAUAACGACACCAGAUUUUGGGGGCAAUCGCGUGUCCCCCAAUUACGGUAUAUGUGGAACAUUCAAAAAACAAGGUUAG